Molecule: messenger RNA, 2623 nt
Organism: Oryctolagus cuniculus (rabbit)
Lineage: Eukaryota; Metazoa; Chordata; Mammalia; Lagomorpha; Leporidae
Gene: SLC35F6
Product: solute carrier family 35 member F6
Biological process (GO): transmembrane transport
Cellular component (GO): intracellular membrane-bounded organelle; membrane
Molecular function (GO): transmembrane transporter activity
Source: RefSeq, a predicted model, not a curated record
GGACCAAGAGGGUCACAUGACUCCCGGCCCGGAAGCGCUCAAGCAGGAGACCCCUCGGGUGACCCGGGCCAAGGCUGCUGACGGGAGCGGACCCUCGCGUCCGCCGCCAUGGCCUGGACCAAGUACCAGCUGUUCCUGGCGGGGCUCAUGCUCGUCACCGGCUCCAUCAACACGCUCUCGGCCAAGUGGGCGGACAAUUUCACAGCUGAGGGCUGCGGAGGGAGCCAGGAGCACAGCUUCCAGCACCCUUUCCUCCAGGCCGUGGGCAUGUUCCUGGGGGAGUUCUCCUGCCUGGCUGCCUUCUACCUGCUCCAGUGCAGAGCCGCAAGGCAGCCAGACUCCAGGCCGGACGCCCAGCAGCCCUUCAACCCACUUCUUUUCCUGCCGCCAGCCCUCUGCGACAUGACAGGGACCAGCCUCAUGUACGUGGCCCUGAACAUGACCAGUGCCUCCAGCUUCCAGAUGCUGCGGGGCGCAGUGAUCAUAUUCACAGGCCUGUUCUCCGUGGCUUUUCUGGGCCGCAGGCUGGCACCGAGCCAGUGGCUGGGCAUCCUGGCCACCAUCGCCGGGCUGGUGGUCGUGGGCCUGGCCGACCUGAUGAGCAAGCAUGACAGUCAGCACAAACUCAGCGAAGUGAUCACAGGGGACCUGCUGAUCAUCAUGGCCCAGAUCAUCGUUGCCAUCCAGAUGGUGCUGGAGGAGAAGUUUGUCUACAAGCACAACGUGCACCCACUGCGGGCGGUGGGCACCGAGGGCUUCUUUGGCUUCCUGAUCCUCUCCCUGCUGCUGGUGCCCAUGUACUACAUCCCCGCCGGCUCGUUCAGCGGGAACCCUCGCGGGAUGCUGGAGGACGCCCUGGACGCCUUCUGCCAGGUGGGCCGGCAGCCGCUCAUCGCCCUGGCACUGCUGGGCAACAUCAGCAGCAUCGCCUUCUUCAACUUCGCGGGCAUCAGCGUCACCAAGGAACUGAGCGCCACCACCCGCAUGGUGCUGGACAGCUUGCGCACCGUGGUCAUCUGGGCGCUGAGCCUGGCGCUGGGCUGGGAGGCCUUCCACCCGCUGCAGAUCCUCGGCUUCCUCAUCCUGCUGACAGGCACGGCGCUCUACAACGGGCUGCACCGCCCGCUGCUGGCCUGCCUGUCCAGGGGCCGGCGCCCCGCCGAGGAGGGCGAGCACGAGAGACUGCUGGGGGGCGGCCGGACUUCCAUCAACAGUGCCAGCUGAGCCCCUGCUGGGCCUCUGCUGCCACCCGUGCCCCUCGGUCACCCGGAGCCUGAGGCCCUGCCAGCUGGCGCCCUGCCCCUCCCUGCCGACCCCCAAGGCGGCUGCUCCCACCAAGGUGACCCAGCUCGCAGUUCUUCCUGCCGCCGCAGGCCUGGGUGCAGUGAGCGACCCCAGCCCUCCCAGGCCUCCUGCAACACUAGAGCUAAAUGAGGAUGUCAGAGUCAUAAAUUAGAUCGUCAUUAUAGGUCACCUAGUUUAUGGUUCAUAGCAAAAUUUGAUUCUCCAAAGAGAAGUCAGUGAGCAAGCUGAAGGCAGAACUGAGCACUGUUUGCCACAACGUGUGAGGGACUCCCUAACCCUGUCUGUCCCGACACUGCGGUCCAGCCCCGCCCCUGCCCACACCCCGCAUCAACUCCCCAGUGCGUACCUGGUCGCUCUGGAGAGAGGCAGCCAGGGCGGUGGCCUCGGUGCCUUCUGACCCAGCCUUCCGUGGGCUUUGGUUGUGUGCAGCCUGAGAGGAGAGCCCGCGACAGGGAACUGUCCCUUGGCCCACACCCACUGCGCUCAGCCUGUCCUUGCUCACCCCCUCGGGGCCUACCUGCCCGGGAGACCUUCCCGGGGGCUCCAGGCACCCUUUGUUAGCAGCUUGAACCCUUUCCCUUCCAUCUCAAAGACAGAGAAACUGAGGCCAAGAGUUGUGGGUGGUUUGGCCAGAGGGGUCUCCUGGGGGAGCCUGAGGCUGGGCAGCUCACGUUUCCGCCACAGGCUGGGAUGCGACACAUAUCUGGAGCCCGGGCCCCGCCCCCCGGGAUCCUGCCACUGAGGGUGAUGCAGGGUCCCAGGCAUUGUGCUAAGUACUUGACUUUCAUUCUUGCAGCCUUCAGAGGUGGGUCUGGGUAAGGAAACCAGGGCCCAGCGACUUGUCCGUGUCCAAACCUGUGGGCCCACCGCCCACAUCGUCCCUGCAGGGUCCCCCAGGUGGGCCAGAAACCUCUUGUGCAGUUGUCCUCCAGCUGCCUCCACCCCACAGAGCAGGAUGGCAGCCGUGAUGGAAGUGGGGCUGGGGGCUGUUGCCGCCAGCUGUUUCGCUGGGCAGCUCAGCAGACACCGGACACCUUAAAGGAGACUCCAGGGCGGGGGCUAUGGCCAAGUGAGGCGCUAGGGUUGUGUGUGGCCACAGCAGGUUAGUAGAGCUUGCCCGGGGAGGGUGGCCUUGCCAUCCUACCAGUCCUGAGUCCCAGGACCCCUGCGCUCCUCUGGACCACGGCACGUGUCACAGGAAUGUGAGUGGACAGUGAGGGUGGUGGACACUACAGUGACCUUGUCUAAAAAACUGGGGCCUCAGGAUGUUGUUUUAUACUUUAUAUUUUUAAAAAAUUGGAAAUAUUAGUUUUUUUAA